UCCGGGAGCCAGCGGGGAAGAAAGAAGCCGAGCGGGCGGAAGGCGCCCUCCCCGCCGCCUGGGCCCGGGCACCGGGUGCCGGGCCCGGGGUCCUUCCCGCCUCCCGCGGCCGCCGGCCGCUUUGUUUCCCCAGCCUCUGCGCCCUGGUCUACUCGAGAGGGGCUCCCGCCGGGGCUGCGCAGGGAACGCGGCGGCAGGAAGGGCGGCCGACCGCGCCGGGACUCGCAGGGACCCAGGAGUCCGGCCGCCGGGAGGGCCGCGUGACGAGAUCGAGGAGGGAGCCAGAGCUCCGCGGCCCCGGGUUGCGGGCCGGGGGCGCCCGUGAGCAGAGACCUCCCCGUCGAGGGGGGGCGAUGUUCCCCUCGCCCGUGGGCUCUUCGGGCAGCCCGGGCACACCGCCGCUGGGACCAGGGCCCCCGCAGUGGGCGCCCCCCCGGGCGGUUCCAUGGAAACUCUGUGCCCCGCUCCCCGCCUCGCAGUGCCGGCGUCCCCGCGAGGGUCGCCCUGCUCCCCGACACCCCGGAAGCCGCGUCGGGGGACCCAGGAGUUCUCUCCGCUGUGCCUGCGUGCCCUUGCCUUCUGCGCCCUUGCCAAACCUCGGGCGUCCUCUCUGGACCUGGGGCCUGGGGAGCUGGCGCCGCGGGGCCCGGUGCUGCUGGGCCCUCGCGCCCCCCUGUGCACCGGCGGCUGGGCCCCGGAUGGCCUGAAGCACCUCGCGGGACCCGCCGGGCGGUCCAGCGAUCCGGACUCCCCGGCCGGUCAGGAUGCCGCCGCCGCAGUGUGCCGCGGCCGUGGCGAGGAGGAAGAGGGCGGAGGCGGUUUCCCGCACUUGGGCUCUCGCUCCGGCGUACCUCCCGGCCGCUGCCCGGCGCCCCGGCGCCCUCGGGAAUCUCCGACCAGCUCCGCCUCCGCUCCGCCUCAGCCAGCCUCGGGUCUCGACUCCCAGCCCGGCCCCGCCGCCAGCCCCCGUCAGGAGCCCGGUUCCCCGCCUCCGCCGCCACCUGCGGGCCUCGCCACCGAGCCCGCGGGUCCCGGGGCCGCGCCGGAGCCGCCCGCGCCGGGCCAGACGGCCGCAGUCGAUGGAAACGCCCCGCAGGCCGCCCCGGAGGCACCGGCCGCUAGCCCCUCGACGGCCGCGCCCGGCGAUCUGCGCCAGGAACAUUUCGAUCGUCUGAUCCGCCGGUCGAAACUUUGGUGUUACGCGAAGGGCUUCGCCCUCGACACUCCGAGUUUGCGCCGGGGCCCGGAGCGGCCGCCUGCGAAAGGGCCCGCCCGGGGAACCGCCAAGAAACGCCGACGGCCGCCGCCCCCCCAUCGCAGCGCACAGCCCCGCCGCCCUGCACCGACGCUCCCCACCUCCAGCACCUUCAGCCUCCUCGACUCCUUCCCCUGCCCCCCGGCCCUGGUGGUGGGGGAGGACGGAGACUUAGGGCCGGCAUCCUCGCUUCGCCUGCAGGGAGACGCUAAGCCCCCGCCUGCCCACCCGCUGUGGAGGUGGCAGAUAGGGGGUCCUGCUGUCCCUGAGCCCCCAGGCCUCAAAUUCUGGGGGAUCAACCUGGAGGAACUUUGAGCCUGAGACCUCUUCUGCCAAGGGGGAAAGUUUGGGGCCACGGCCAAGCUUUGGGCCCCAGGAUAGGGCCUCGUUUCUCACAUUUUGCCUGUUCCUUUACGUUUUAUGGGCUGCGGUCAGAGGGACCUCAAGUGACAGUGAUCUUCAAGCACCUAAGUGUUUGGGGUGACACCCCCUCCCCCUCAUCCUUUGGAGACGAACCAAGGGCUGCAGUCAGGAGAAGGCUUAACGGAAAAAGGCUUAAUGACAUAGAUUCCAAUCCCUCCCCUCUUCCAUCUCGGAUCUCUGGGGGCAGGGCCUUCACCCCAGGGGGAGUAAAGGAGGCUACCGCUCAAAGACCAGGAAAAAAAAGAGGGAGAGACCUUGGUGAUGGACAAACCGGUUGUUUCUGUGGGCGAGCCAGGGGUGGAGGGGGCCGUCGUGGGGGUGGGGAGGUGAUUGGCAGCUCCCUGGGGGCAUCCCCCACCCCCACCAUCCAGGCCUUUAACCCUUCACUCCCCUCCGGCCUUCCCCUGCACUCCGAGCCCCGCCUGAGCCUUCAUGGGGGAGGGGACAGCCUGAGCUAGGGGCAGAUCACUCCCUCCCUCUUUUCCCGGGCCCUCUCCCCUGACCAAGGCAGGUGACCCCUAAUUGGUGAUGUCUUCAGUCUCAGCCACCAGCCUUUCCCCUUUUGUCCGCUUUUUGAAGUUUCUCCCUUUUAAUUUUUCCUGUUUGCUUUCAGUUUAAAAGGUCCGAUGGGUAAAAGAGGUCCUCCUCCUGGAUCCAUCAGCCCCCUCCCCCAGUUUGCUUCUCUGGUUUGUAGUGGACCGCCGGGGGACCGCCUCCCCUCCAAAGGCGCAGACCUUGCCUGGGGAAAGGGCCGGGGAUGGUCCCAGGGAAAGUAAUAGAAGGUGGAAGAGUCAAUAAAAUCAGACCAAACAAGUUGCCUUUCGAGGUCCUCUCUACCGAUUUAUGCAUGAGAGAGGGUGGAGGUAGAGGGCAGGCCUGGGUCCAGGCUUUGGACACCCAAAACUCAGCCCCCUCGAAGGCUGGAGGUGAGGCCAGCUGCUCCUUACAGAAGGGGUAAAUUGAGGAGUUCUUGCCCUAACCUCCAGGGUCCCGCGGGGCCUGAAGGAGCGGAGUUUGAGUUUGAAUGGGAGCUGGGCUAGUUGUCUGCAGUUUCCUUCCCUAACUCCAGGCAUUUCGGGAGUUGUCAGGGACCUGAUGGAUCCGAUGGGGGCAGGGCUAGGGGAUUAGUUUUGAGGUCAGAGGUGCUGUUUUCCAGGGGGGGAGGGGAGUGGUAGGCCUGGACCCCGCCCGGCUGCUGCUGGGACGACCCCCUAGAGUUUGAGAGGGCUGAACUGGCCCUCUCCUCCACCCAGGUGAGGUCAGGGGAGGUUAGCUCUUAGGGAGACUCCUUAGGUGUGAGGGGAACCUGGGGGUGACAGAUCUGCCCGCCAAGUGAGGGACCCAGUGACCCUUCUGCCCACACUAGUGAAUAGCACCCCCUUGCCCCCCCCCAAAACGGGGUGAGGGAGGAACAGUUCCCACGUUCGAUACUGGGGAAGGACUUGUCUCCUUUUCUGUGAAAAUGCUUUGUAAAAAGUUGUUAUUGUUUGCAUAGAGCAGAUUCUCAAGAAAAACUGUUUGGGGCCACAAAAAUUUUGUUUGUU
Molecule: messenger RNA, 3222 nt
Organism: Nyctereutes procyonoides (raccoon dog)
Lineage: Eukaryota; Metazoa; Chordata; Mammalia; Carnivora; Canidae
Gene: EPOP
Product: elongin BC and polycomb repressive complex 2 associated protein
Exons: 1
Coding region: 446-1570 (374 amino acids)
Biological process (GO): neuron fate commitment
Source: RefSeq, a predicted model, not a curated record